GCUGGGGGGAGGGCGCUUCCCCGGCUCCCAUCCCCCCGCCCGCUUUCCCGGGGGCGGGGAGCCCCGUGGGCAGCUCCCUCCCGCCCCGCUCUGGGCUUUGUGUCGGCCGCCGGCGUCUGGGCUGGGGGAGGGGAGUCGGGAAGCUCUCGAGGGGGCCCCGGCCCCUCUCCCACUCCCCGUGAACGUUUCGUGGGCCCGCAGCCCCCUCGCAGGCGGGCUUCGUUCUCUAUCAGCCCCCUGCACACCGGACAUCGAGGGGAGAGAAAAAGUGAAAGAUUUUGAGAAGAGGGGGAAAAAGGAAGUUUGUCCGGUCCUGGAUCAGUUUCUUUGUCAUGUAGCCAAGACUGGAGAAACAAUGAUUCAGUGGUCACAGUUUAAAGGCUAUUUUAUUUUCAAACUGGAGAAGGUGAUGGAUGAUUUCAGAACUUCAGCUCCUGAACCAAGAGGUCCUCCCAACCCUAAUGUUGAAUAUAUUCCCUUUGAUGAAAUGAAGGAAAGAAUACUGAAAAUUGUCACUGGAUUUAAUGGUAUACCUUUUACUAUUCAGCGACUAUGUGAAUUACUAACAGAUCCAAGGAGAAACUAUACGGGAACAGACAAAUUUCUCAGAGGAGUGGAAAAGAAUGUGAUGGUUGUUAGCUGUGUUUAUCCUUCCUCAGAGAAGAACAAUUCCAAUAGUUUAAAUCGAAUGAAUGGUGUUAUGUUUCCUGGAAAUUCACCAAGUUACACUGAGAGGUCUAAUAUAAAUGGGCCUGGAACACCCAGGCCACUUAAUCGACCAAAAGUUCCUUUGUCAGUUCCAAUGACAACAAACGGCUUGCCUGAGAGCACAGACAGCAAAGAGUCAAAGCAAAAUGAAGACAAAAAUCACAGUGACUCUUCAACAUCUGAAUCAGAAGGUUCCUCGGUGAGCCCUAUAAAAAAUAAACAUCCAGAUGAAGAUACUGUGGAGGCGGAAGGGCAUGAGGUAAAAAGACUCAGGUUCGACAAAGAAAGUGAAGUCAGAGAGAUGGCCAGUCAGACAUCUUCCAGUGAAAUUUCUUCAGUUAUGGUAGAAGAAACAGAAGCUCCAUCUUCAUCUCAGAAUAAAGACAAAGAAAGUAGUUGUACCAGGCAGCACUGUACAGAAGAGGAUGAAGAAGAGGAUGAAGAGGAAGAAGAAGAGUCUUUUAUGACAUCAAGAGAAAUGAUCGCAGAAAGAAAAAAUCAAGAAAAAGAAUCUGAUGAUGCCUUAACUGUGAAUGAAGAGACUUCUGAGGAAAAUAAUCAAAUGGAAGAAUCUGAUCUGACUCAAGUUGAGAGAGGUUUACAUUCUGAAGGUAGUGAAAAUGCAGGCCCUGUAAGUAGUGGUUCUGAUUGCCAUGAAACAGAAGAGUUAGUAGGAUCUAAUUCCAGUAAAACUGGAGAGAUUCUCUCAGAAUCACCCAUGGAGAAUGAUGAAGCCACAGAAGUCACAGAUGAACCAAUGGAACAAGACUAACUAUUUAGAAAUAUUUAGAUGCAGUAUUUUACAUACAGUUCUGGUUUUACACUGUACAAAACGUUUAUGUAAUAAAGUGGACCUUUAGUUUUACAAGAGAAGCAGGUUGUAAAAUAAAAUACUUUAUGGGAUAAAUCCUGAAAGAGUUAUUCAUGUAAGAACUGUGAAUAUCAGCUCCUCUGGGUCCUGCUUACCGCUGACUUUUUUUCGGUCUGGUCAAAUCAGUGGUUUGUGUAUAGAUUUUUUUUUUUUUUUUUAGGGUUAAAAAUUUUAAACUGGAAAAUAAUUAUAAUUUUGAAAACUUUCUUGGAGAUUAUCCUUUAGUUUAUUACAUAUGCAAGAAAGCUUUUGUCUUGUCUUUCUGACAGCUCUAGUAGUUUUCAUAUUUUGGUCAUAGUUUCAGCAUUUUAACAUGUGAACUAUAGGGUUUCAUGCUGGUUUCCAGAUUUUAUUGUUUGACUAUGUACAAUGGAACUUUAAGUCAUAUAUACAUAUAUAUAUUAUUCUAAGGGGGAAAUGUUAUAUUUUUCUGUUUCUAUAAGAGAUGAAUACAGUGGAUACUUUUUCUAUUGGUAAUGAUUGAGUUCACCUCUUUCAGAAGACAGUUUCUUUUCUUCUGAGUAAUUCAGAUAAAAUCUGGCCCCUGUGAAACCCUGGAAAUCUUAAGUCUGUUGAAAUACCAGGUUAAACACAUUCCAAGAGAUCUGUUCAAACUAAAUUCUUUUGUAUACUUCUGAGGUGCCUGAGAAAAAGACUUCAUUAUUUAUGAGAAAAUGUGCUUUAUCUUGGAAAUUGUGUUCAAACAUUAGCUUACUAUUUUGUAGAAUGAAUGCUUAUAAAGCUGACAUGAGACCAUCUCAGAAGAACCAGGCUGGUUCCUUUACUUUUUGCUUGUUUUUCUGAACAUUGUGAAUAGUACACAUUUCUUUCUAAAUUAUUCUAGAGUAUACAAAUGUCAAUGGUAUGAAACACCACUGUACUGGAAAAAUUAAUAUAUUACUUUAGUAAUGUACCGGAGCUAAAUGACUGAAGCUUUAGGGGUGCAUAGAAGCCACCGUAAUUUGUAUGACAUUUUGAAGUGAAUUAAAUAUUUUUGAACAUGCUUCUUCGACAGCCAGUGUUAUAUUUUUCAGAUCAACACAAAGCACAAUGGUUACUCUAAACUCAAUAUUUUCAAAUUCACACAUUUAAAAGUCAUGCGCAAGCUGCAAUUUCCCUGUCUAAAUUACUGGCUGCCAAAUUUAUACCUGUUUCUUCAGCUGUACCUUUUGAUAUUUAGAAUUUUUAAAUUUCUGUAAAGUAGAUUUUGUAGAAUGUAAUGUGUUCACUGCCUUUGUGAAGCGGUAUAUAAUUGUAUAAUUUCUGUGUGUAAACUGAAUGCUUGGGCUUUCAAUACAGUAUUCAUAUAAAGCAAUAAAUAUUAAUGUUAUGAAA
Messenger RNA from Cervus elaphus (red deer), 2914 nucleotides. RefSeq names its product protein phosphatase 4 regulatory subunit 2 (gene PPP4R2). Gene Ontology annotation, biological process: protein dephosphorylation. Gene Ontology annotation, molecular function: protein phosphatase regulator activity. Lineage: Eukaryota; Metazoa; Chordata; Mammalia; Artiodactyla; Cervidae. Bases 356 to 1480 code for a protein of 374 amino acids. The transcript is spliced from 9 exons. The record is from RefSeq and is a predicted model, not a curated record. Gene Ontology annotation, cellular component: protein phosphatase 4 complex; nucleus; cytoplasm.